Molecule: messenger RNA, 881 nt
Organism: Drosophila mojavensis
Lineage: Eukaryota; Metazoa; Arthropoda; Insecta; Diptera; Drosophilidae
Product: chorion class B protein M3A5
Exons: 3
Coding region: 412-753 (113 amino acids)
Source: RefSeq, a predicted model, not a curated record
GAGCAGUGGGGGUUGAGCGACUAGUGGAAACGUUAGUUGCAACGCCCACUUGAGCCAAGCGCUGAGGAUUGCGACUGUAGCUAUGGCUGACCUUUUUGGGCCCGGCUAACGAUGAGGUACAGUGAGCACACGCUUAGGCGAACCGGCUACAGAAUGAAUGAAUGCCUGAGAAGCGUUUGCCCACAUCUCAGUAUGGCUAGGGAAAACGUUUCCGAGCCGAAUGGAAUCAAACUACGGGUACAGUGUGCACACACUUUAGCGAACAAUCUGCAAAAUAAGUUUCUAAAAGCUUUAAAUAGCAAGCAACUAUAAAUACGCUGCGCCAACUGGCAACCAUCAACAAAUCAGCUCAGCCGCUGCAGCCAUCGCAUCCUUAACAAAAAGAGCCGCACUUAAGUACAAAUCCUCAUCAUGAAAUUCCUGUGUGUCUUCGUUGUGUUGGCCGUGUGCCUGACGGGCUGCCUGGCGGCCAUUGUUGAGCCCGCAGCAGCAGCAGCUGGAGCAGUGCCUGACGCUGAGCUGGAGUCGACGCUGGGCGAAAAGAAGACGGAGAAGCGCGGCAUCUACGGCUUUGGCUAUGGUCAUUAUGGCCAUGGCUAUGGCGGCUAUGGACUGGGACAUGGACAUUAUGGCGGCUAUGGUCUUGCCACGCCCUACUAUGGCGGCUACGAGUACGUGCAUCACGCUGCGCCCUACUACGGCGGCCAUCAUGGCUAUUAUCCUUAUCAUCAUGGUCAUUAUGGUUACUAUUGAGCUUAACUGGGACCUAUGAUAUCACAUUAUAUACUCAAACACUCAUCGCUACACAAUCAUAUAUAAAUAAUUUUUUUUUUUUUUCAUUUUUCUUCAUGCGCUUCGAAUAAAUAUCCUUACAAAAUGCA